Molecule: messenger RNA, 3096 nt
Organism: Funneliformis mosseae
Lineage: Eukaryota; Fungi; Glomeromycota; Glomeromycetes; Glomerales; Glomeraceae
Source: the annotation of a GenBank genome assembly
AUGUCCACUCAAAACCCAUACGUUCAAGUUUCACAAACUAAAUGGAUAUCAGAAACAAAAGUUAUGGAUGAAAUGAAGAAAACUUAUCACCCUUCACAGGAUUUCCGGAAAAGUCGAGAAAUUAUCUCUGAAUCCAAGAUAUUUGAGCAUGGAAAGCCUUCUAAUUAUACAUUUGAGAAUGAAACUUAUGACAUUCCCUCGGAUGCUUCCCACUCUCAGAAGUUUGAAAAUUCUCGUAUUACUUCCCCAGAUAUCAAAGUCGAGAAAUUUAUUAAAAUUGAAAAAUCAGAUGUCUCUCUAGAUACGCAAAUGGAUAUCGAUGAUACCUUUCCAGCGGAUGCUAAAGGAGACGAUAUGAUGAACAUUGAUACUGUUCCUCCGCUAUCUAAUCAACCAGCCAUCCCAAAUGAGCACGAGCUCAAUAUGGAAGAUUUGACUUCCGAAAAAUUACAAGUUAGAAUUCAUGUAUUACGUCGAUUUACAAAAUUAUUUCCAUACAUGCAUGAUUCAAAAAAGGAAAGUUUAUAUGAUGAUCUUAGAAAUUUAUUAGAUACUGAGUAUGAUAAAGAUGUUAAGAUUCUUGUAAUAAUACUUUUGGGUAAAUUGGCCCUUGAUCCGAUUGUUAAUUGUGGUAAAGUACUUGAGGAUUUUAUUAAUCAGAUGCAAUCAAAUUCUACCGAACUGAAAUGUAAAAUAUAUGACACAAUUAUUAGAAUUUUGCAGGCAAGGAUUGAAAAUGUCCUACAAAUGCCAAAAUUAAACAACGCGUUGAAAUUUCUGUGUGCGCGGGUGAUUAAUGAGCUAACCGAUUCACAUUACAGUAUUAGAUCAUCUUGCAUUAGUUUACUCGCAUCUAUAGCACCUAUAAUUAUUCGUGUUAAAUUGAUGCAAGAGCAUAGUAAAGAACAAGAGUAUCUAAAUGAAUCACAGAUUCAAACUAUAAUUCGUGACUUUGGAGAAGAUCCCGAUCCACGUGUUCGAAGUAGUGCUCUCAAAGCACUUCUUCAGCUUUAUAAUUGUGGCUAUAAACUAGAUAUGUCAUUGUACAAAUUAUGUGUUGCAUGCUUGACGGAUGACUACGAAGAAGUUCGGAUUGAGGCUUUAAGCUUGAUUUGGGUAUUAAGUAGCAUUCAUCAUGAAAGAAAAUUAAAUGAUGGGAGCACGCGUCUUAUCGAUGAUGCAUUUAUUAAAAUUUGUGAUAUGGUAUGUGAUGAAUCUGUAAAGGUUCGAAGUAAGGCAUGUAAUAUAAUGGGACGUUAUAAACUCGUUGAAGACCCGAUUUUACUAUCAACUUUGAGUCAACAAGUUAUAUCACACGGAAAACCUCGUAAGCCAAUGUUUAAAAAAUCUAGGUAUAUUCCAACUCCUGAAGGUGAUAUCGAUGUCGAAUCAGCCGAAGUUCGACUUUUGAAAUCAAGUGCGAAUGGAGCAUUUAUUCAUGGAUUAGAAGAUUCUUUUCAAGACGUUCGUAAUGCUGCGAUAGAUUCCAUUUGCGAAUUAAGUAUGCAUAAUCAAAAAUUUUCAAAAAGAGCCGUGGAAUUCCUUGUAGACAUGUUUCAAGAUGAAAUUGAUUUUGUACGGCUGAAUUCAAUUAUCAGUCUUCGCAAAAUUGGUACCCUUCAGCCUAUCGAAUUGGAUUCCGAAUUGUUGCAAAUUACACUAAGUGUACUUAAUGAUGCAGACCCUAUUGUACGAGAAUCAGCGCAUGGAAUGUUAGGUGUUGUACGAAUUACCUCGCCAGAAUUAAUACCGUCAUUCAUUAAAGAUUUAAUGGCAAGUAUGUCCCGGUAUCCGGAAGAUCAAUUGUCGAUCUAUCAAUGUUUCCGUGAUUUUGAGAAGUUUAUUCCUAAAUUUUUCAAGAUGGAAUCAAGUUAUAUUUCAAAGGAAAUUAAUCAGAAUGCCCCUGAACAUAUAGGAAAUUUAAUACUUGCAUUUAAUGCUUCGGUCUCAAAUCCGAAGAUAUUAUCCAUCUUACCUAAAUAUGCGUUUAGACAUUAUGAGUAUCUUAGAGACAAAUUUCCCAAUUGUUUUCCAGAAGUGAAGAUUCCGGGUGAUGCACCACGGCAAAGUAUUCGGGUCAAUGCAGAUGAUAAUACCCAAUCAUUUAUGAAUCAAACCAUAACGAUGGUGUUUUCUAUGGGGAACCUUUUCAAAACUGGUGAUUUCAAGGCUGCAUUGCGCGUUAUAAAAGUUUGUACAAAAUUGUGUGCAAACGAUAAUACAGGUAUAUAUAAUUUUUUUCAGGCUAAACAAAGUUACUUUGAAGCAAAUUCCUUUACAACUGCACAAGAUACAGCAGCGCGAUUGUUAGCAUUUUCUUACAUUAUGGAACAUAGGUUUAUCGGACUUUCGAUUCCGUCAAAAACUUUUGUUGUCUAUUUGAGAGUGCUAGCAAAUAUUGCAUGGAUAUUUGGUUGUUUAACGGAGGCUAAUAAUAGGUUGGUUGGGUUAUCAUUGUUGAGUAAGAAAGGCCUUUUACAAUUCUUUAUUAAGCGAGUGUCAGAUUUGCAAAGAAAAUUUGAACGUGACUCUUUUCUCUUAAAAGACCUGGAAAAACUUCAAAAAAAGCUAGUUAAAGCCAGCUUAUCUCCUACAAUUGAAAAUGUAAUAUCAUUGUUUGAUUUUAUAAUGGAUUACAAUCUUAUUGAUAUUGAAUUAAGUGAUGAUAUUAAAAGAUCUGAGGCCACUAUCAUUAGACCAGUUUCAAAUCCGGAUCUGCCACUUGAAUUUCCAUCAGAGUUUCCUUUCACAAUCUUUAUUGAAGCCGAAUUACGGAAUGUGGUAGAUGCAACUUCUACUGCAGUUCAGGUCAUAUUUCCCGAUCAGAUAAUUGAGCAUUUUAGACCACCAUCGGCAGAUUUCGUUCAUACCGAACCGGAUAAACUACAAUUGAGAACGCAAAUUGACAUUUCUCAACCCGCAUGGUCCGUGCGUGAUUUUGAACCAGACAUUCCUGAAUUGGAUCAACAUAUAAUGCGUCAGAGUGUUAAUAAUGGAAAUAUUAAUGGAAGUAUCUCUGAAAAUACCAUAGAUCUUUCAGAACCAGUCAAAUAUUACAUAUGGCCAAGAGAUUCAUCAUCCAAACGAAUACGUUAA